This is a messenger RNA of Echinops telfairi (small Madagascar hedgehog), 3463 nucleotides long. It is a transcript of the gene FMO5, whose product is annotated as flavin containing dimethylaniline monoxygenase 5. Gene Ontology annotation, molecular function: NADP binding; N,N-dimethylaniline monooxygenase activity; flavin adenine dinucleotide binding. The transcript has 9 exons. The coding region runs from base 205 to 1806 and encodes 533 amino acids. NCBI's taxonomy places the organism in Eukaryota, Metazoa, Chordata, Mammalia, Afrosoricida, Tenrecidae. The record is from RefSeq and is a predicted model, not a curated record.
GGCUGAAAGAGGUGGAGCUGACUCGCUCCCUCUCAUUUGCUGUUGACUGUUUGUUGUGCGCUUGCUGUUGCCUUAUACUCGUCUGCCACAGGCCAAAGUCCAGCCUUGCUCCCAGGUCCCUGCAGCUGGCAUCUAUCGCCCGGUGCUCUGGAGAGGAGGACGAGUGGCCUUGCCUGAGCCGCCCCGUGAAGAUCUCUGGAGACCAUGGCCAAGAAAAGAGUUGCCGUGAUUGGGGGAGGCGUGAGUGGGCUGUCAUCCAUCAAGUGCUGCCUGGAGGAAGACUUGGAGCCCGUCUGUUUUGAAAGGACGGAUGACAUCGGGGGGCUCUGGCGGUUCCAGGAAAACCCUGAAGAUGGAAGGGCCAGUAUUUACAAAUCCGUGGUCAUCAAUACUUCUAAGGAGAUGAUGUGCUUCAGCGACUAUCCCAUCCCAGAUCACUUUCCCAACUUCAUGCACAACUCCAAGGUCCUGGAAUACUUUAAGAUGUAUGCCAAAGAGUUUGACCUUAUAAAGUAUAUUCGCUUCAAGACCACUGUGUGCAGUGUGAAGAAGCGGCCUGACUUCUCUACUUCGGGCCAGUGGGAAGUGGUCACCGAGUGUGAAGGGAGAAAGGACAUGAAUGUCUUUGAUGGAGUCAUGGUUUGCACCGGCCAUCACACCAAUGUUAACCUUCCCCUGGAAAGCUUCCCUGGGAUUGAGAAGUUCAAAGGACGGUACUUACACAGUCGAGACUACAAGAACCCGGUGGGCUUCACUGGAAAGAGAGUCAUCAUAAUUGGCAUUGGAAACUCUGGAGUGGAUUUGGCUGUGGAGAUCAGUCACACAGCUCAGCAGGUUUUCCUCAGCACCAGGAGGGGUGCUUGGAUCCUGAAUCGUGUCGGGGACCAUGGAUAUCCUGCUGAUGUAUUGUUCUCUUCUCGGUUUAAACAUUUUCUGAAGAAUAUGCUUAGUAUGUCAUUAGUAAACACAAUUUUGGAAAAAAAUAUAAACCAAAGAUUUGACCAUGAACUGUUUGGCCUGAAGCCUAAACACAGAGCUCUGAGUCAACAUCCAACGGUAAACGAUGACUUGCCAAAUCGCAUAAUUUCUGGAUUGGUGAAGGUAAAAGGAAAUGUGAAGGAAUUCACAGAGACAGCUGCCAUAUUUGAAGAUGGCUCCAGGGAGGAUAACAUUGAUGCUGUUAUUUUUGCCACAGGCUAUAGUUUUGCCUUUCCUUUUCUUGAUGAUUCUGUCAAAGUUGUCAGAAACAAGAUAUCCCUAUACAAAAAGGUCUUCCCUCCUAACCUGGAAAAGCCAACUCUUGCGAUCAUAGGCUUGAUACAACCCUUGGGAGCCAUUAUGCCCAUUUCAGAACUUCAAGGACGCUGGGCCACACAAGUGUUUAAAGGAGUAAAGACAUUACCUUCGCAAAGUGAAAUGAAGGCAGAAAUAGCUAAGGCUCAAAAAGAAAUGGAAGAAAGAUAUGUGGAGAGUCAACGCCAUACGAUUCAGGGAGACUAUGUUGAUACAAUGGAAGAGCUUGCUGAUCUGGUGGGAGUCAAACCCAACCUGCUGGCUUUGGCCUUCACUGAUCCCAAGUUGGCAUUCCACUUAUUAUUGGGGCCCUGCACUCCAAUUCAUUAUCGUCUACAGGGCCCUGGGAAAUGGGAUGGAGCACGACAAGCUAUCCUUACUACAGAUGAUCGUAUCAAGAAGCCUAUGAUGACAAGAGUAGUUGAGAAGCAUAACUCUGUGAACUCAGCAGUGACAAUGGUCAAGGUUAUGCUAGUUGUUGCCUUCUUUGCUGUCAUCAUGACCUAUUUUUAGCUGGGCCACGCCACUGCUCCUGCUUUCACUGGAAAUCUGAUUCGAGAACCCUUUAGAGCCUUAAGAAAUGAACAAACUCUCAGAGUCACAUUGUCUAGAAACCUACUUUUCUUUCCAUGGCAAUAAUCCUCCUCCCCUUUUUUCUUUCCUGCAGUGAAAUCAUAGUUUUUAUUCAGCUUGAUUGACUCACCUUCCUUCUGCUCAGACCCCUUCCUUUUUCCUUCCAGCAGUCUCAAGCCUGUGAGCUCAGGGACAAUUUCCAGCCAUCCUACGGGUCCCUAGGAGAGUUCUGAACAGAUAGAAGUGGUUAAUAGAUGUUUGCUGUUGGUUAUUACGUACCAUGGUAGGAAGCAUAAGUCAGCAUACGAGCUGGUUGACUGUGUAAUUCUGUUUCUAAUGGAUUUGGUUUCCUAUUGGAAACUCCAUUUUUUGUUUGUUUGUCAUAUUAUAGCUAAUUGCAUGUUCCCUGAGAGACGAAAAAGCAUGCUCAUAAAACAAUACUAUGUGUCUCGAAUACAACAUGACUUCAGACACUGUUUCACUUCCUAUCCUCGACUCCCACCACUGCCCACUAGCUGCCAUCAAGUCUACUCCAGCUGAUGGCAGCUCCAUAUAUCAGAGUAAAAUGGUCGAAGAGUUUCCAACAACUGAUUAUUUGGAAUUAGAUCACUAGGCUGCCUUUCAAAAUGCCUCUGUAUAGACUUGAACCUCCAACCUUUUGUUUGCUAGCUGAGCCCCUUGCCUCUUAUAUCAUCACCAAGGGAUUCCUGUAUUUUUUAGUUAACCUGAUAGUUUUCCUAAGCAAUACACCUUUAUUUCUCAAUAAAGAAACCAACUUCAACUUUCUAGGCUCACAGACCAUUCUAAUAAUCUAGCGUCUGCCAAGAGGUUCAACUUGGUUGAGAAAUUUGGGGUUUUUAAUUAGCUGUCCUAGCUGCUUGAACUCUUGGUUUCCAUAUUCAGGAUCCAUCAUGACUUUUACCUUAGGAAGAAAGCUUGGUUGUAGUGGGAGCUACUAAUCUGAUGUGAUUGGCUUCCCCUCUCCCUUGCUUAUCCUAGCCUCACCAUUCCCUCUGAAUGAAAUCUGUCAUGAAUACUGGAAGAUGUCAUUUAUGUAUGUUAAAAAAGCAAAAAAACAACUGAGGCUCAGGUUGACAGAUUCUGAUGGGUGCAUAGGAAAUUUCACAGUGAUUAUUGACCAAUAUGGAAUAUACCCAAGAACAGAGAGGAAGAACAAAGAGGAUACAAUAGGAAUACAGUGAUCAUAAAAUUGUAAAAACCUGUCCGUUGGACAAGACAAGCUGUUAAUCAUGAACUUGCUUGAAGUUUACUUUUUGCAAAUAAUUUAGCUUUAUCCAAAGUAAUCUGGGUUUUGCCCAUUUCUUGAGAUCAUGCUAAAUUCUUGGAGUCUUCCUGAGUAAUUAAGAUGCCUUUGUUAGACAAAUGAAUGGGUAUUGAUUUAGGCCACAAGGAAAAGAGAGGAGCAGAAUGCUAUUAUGCUAAAGUUAGCCAAAUGAUUCAUUUUCCACGUGGUAGUUCCUUUCUUUUCUCUUUAAAAGAUUAUAUUUAAUCCACAAUGUGCCUUUUUAUUUUUCUGAAGACAUGUCUUGUUGUAUGCAUACAGACUAACUGCUUGAAUAAACCCUAUGUGAUUUCA